Molecule: messenger RNA, 3840 nt
Organism: Megalops cyprinoides (Indo-Pacific tarpon)
Lineage: Eukaryota; Metazoa; Chordata; Actinopteri; Elopiformes; Megalopidae
Gene: srgap3
Product: SLIT-ROBO Rho GTPase activating protein 3
Exons: 22
Coding region: 501-3779 (1092 amino acids)
Biological process (GO): negative regulation of cell migration; signal transduction
Cellular component (GO): cytoplasm
Molecular function (GO): protein binding
Source: RefSeq, a predicted model, not a curated record
UCUAAUGAUGCACAUCGAUUGCCCAGCGCGCACAGCUGCUCAUUUAUGGACACGAGGAUAUAAUAUAACUUAGGAAUGGAACGAUACACAAAGGCGCAUCUUUCGCAAUCCGUUUCAUUUCUCAGAUAAACACAUUUUUUUCCUCUGCUGCAGCUCGCGUUUUGGAUGGCAUGCUAUCACAAGAAAGGAGGAGCUCCCAUUUCCCCGCUGUAGUGUAGUAGUUCUCUGCGCUAUCGUAGACGAUAAAAUAGCCCAGUGCAGGUGAGCAUUUGAGUGAGUCUUCAAAGUUUUACUUGAAACGGUACUGCUUAGUUUACAGAAGAACUUCGUCAGGGAAGACACAAAUAAAUCGAAGAUUCGCACUUUGUGGUUUUUACAGGACACACUGAAUCUUAAGCGCUGUGACACCGAAAAACAGUAACAGCCACGUUCGAUCAAGCAAAAGCUUCUUACCACGUUUGGACAUCUCACAAGACCCUACCCUUCAGACCUCAGGAAACAUGUCAUCUCAAACUAAAUUCAAGAAGGACAAGGAGAUCAUAGGGGAGUACGAGACACAAGUGAAAGAGAUCCGUAACCAGCUCGUGGAGCAGUUCAAAUGCCUGGAGCAGCAGUCCGAGUCGCGCAUCCAGCUGCUGCAGGACCUGCAGGAGUUCUUCCGCCGCAAGGCCGAGAUCCAGCUGGAGUACUCCCGCAGCCUGGAGAAGCUGGCUGAGCGCUUCUCCUCCAAGAUCCGCAGCUCCCGCGAGCACCACCAGUUUAAAAAGGACCAGCACCUUCUCUCUUCCGUGAACUGCUGGUACCUGGUCCUGAACCAGACGAGGCGAGAGAGCCGGGAUCACGCCACGCUCAAUGACAUCUACACCAAUAAUGUCAUCGUGCGCCUGUCCCAGAUCAGCGAGGACGUCAUUAGACUCUUCAAGAAGAGCAAGGACAUUGGCAUACAGAUGCACGAGGAGCUGGUGAAGGUGACAAACGAACUCUACACUGUGAUGAAGACAUACCACAUGUACCACACGGAGAGCAUCAGUGCCGAGAGCAAGCUGAAGGAGGCGGAGAAGCAGGAGGAGAAGCAGUUCAGCAAAUCUGGCGACAUCAACGUCAACCUGCUGAGGCACGAGGACCGCCCCCAGCGCCGCAGCUCCGUCCGCAAGAUCGAGAAGAUGAAGGAGAAGAGACAAGCCAAGUAUUCUGAAAACAAGCUAAAAUGCACAAAAGCUCGGAACGACUAUUUAUUGAACCUGGCUGCUACAAAUGCCGUUGUGGCGAAAUACUACAUCCACGACGUCUCUGAUAUGAUAGACUGCUGUGACCUCGGUUACCAUGCCAGCCUGGCCCGCACCUUCAGAACGUACCUGUCGGCGGAGUACAACCUGGAGACGUCGCGUCACGAGGGCCUGGACAUCAUCGAGAAUGCCGUAGACAACCUGGAUGCCCGCAGCGACAAGCACAAGAUCAUGGACAUGCACAACCAGGUGUUCUGCCCACCCAUGCGCUUCGAGUACCUGCCCCAUAUGGGAGAUGAGGUGUGCCAGGUGAGUGCCCAGCAGCCAGUGCAGACGGAGCUGCUGAUGCGCUAUCACCAGCUGCAGUCCCGACUGGCGACGCUGAAGAUCGAGAAUGAAGAGGUGAGAAAGACUCUGGACGCCACCAUGCAAACCCUGCAGGACAUGCUGACGGUGGAGGACUUCGACGUGUCGGAUGCCUUCCAGCACAGCCGUUCCACCGAGUCCAUAAAGUCGGCCGCCUCCGAGACCUACAUGAGCAAGAUCAACAUAGCCAAGAGGAGGGCCAACCAACAGGAGACCGAAGUCUUCUACUUCACUAAAUUCAAAGAGUACCUGAACGGCAGUAACCUGAUCAUUAAGCUGCAGGCCAAACACGACCUCCUCAAACAGACGCUGGGAGAAGGAGAAAGGGCUGAAUGCGGAACAACAAGGCCCCCCACACUCCCCCCUAAACCACAGAAAAUGAGGAAACCUAGGCCUCGCUCCGUGUAUAACCAUAAGCUGUUUAACGGCAAUAUGGAGACCUUCAUCAAGGAUUCAGGUCAACCCAUUCCACUUGUGGUGGAGAGCUGCAUUCGAUACAUAAAUCUCUAUGGCCUGCAGCAGCAGGGCAUAUUCCGUGUCCCUGGAUCUCAGGUUGAAGUGAACGACAUUAAAAACUCAUUUGAAAGAGGUGAGGAUCCACUGAUUGACGAUCAGAGUGACCAUGACAUCAACUCCGUAGCCGGGGUUCUGAAGCUCUACUUCCGGGGACUGGAGAAUCCACUGUUUCCCAAGGAGCGCUUCCUGGACCUGAUAUCCACCAUCAAACUUGAAUCACCUGCUGAGAGAGCUCAUCACAUCCAGCAGAUUAUAGUCACUCUUCCUCGGACUGUCAUCAUUGUCAUGAGAUACCUGUUUGCCUUCCUCAAUCACCUGUCCCAGUACAGCGAUGAAAACAUGAUGGACCCCUACAACCUGGCCAUCUGCUUCGGCCCCACCCUCAUGCCCAUCCCCGACGGGCAGGACCCAGUGGCCUGCCAGGCCCACGUCAACGAGGUCAUCAAAACCAUCAUCGUGCACAACGAGGUCAUCUUUCCCAGCCACCGCGAGCUGGAAGGGCCCGUCUACGAGAAAUGCAUGACAGGAGGGGAGGAGUACUGUGACAGUCCCCACAGUGAGCCAGGCACUAUCGACGAGGUGGACAAUGGCACGGAGCCACACACCAGUGAUGAUGAGGUAGAGCAGAUCGAGGCUAUCGCCAAGUUCGACUAUGUGGGCCGCACCCCGAGGGAGCUGUCCUUCAAGAAGGGAGCGUCGCUGUUGCUGUACCACCGGGCGUCGGAGGACUGGUGGGAGGGGAGGCACAACGGCGUGGAUGGGCUGAUACCCCACCAGUACAUUGUGGUGCAGGACAUGGAUGACGCGUUCUCAGACAGUCUCAGUCAGAAGGCCGACAGUGAGGCCAGCAGCGGGCCCCUGCUGGACGACAAAGCCUCAUCCAAGAACGACGUCCAGUCCCCCUGCGAGCCGGACUACAGCUUUGGGGGGGUCAUGGGAAGGGUGAGGUUACGGUCCGAUGGGGCGGCCAUCCCACGUCGCCGCAGUGGUACCGACACCCACAGCCCCCCCAGGGGCACUGACACCCCCCCGCGGGCUGCGGCCUGCCCCAGCAGCCCCCACAAGGUGUCGGUGAACAGGGGCCGCGUGGAGAGCCCGGAAAAGCGGAGGCUGGGCACGUUCGGCAGCGUGGGCAGCAUCAACUACCCAGACAGGAAGGUCUACCCGGAGGGCCACCCGCUGAGGCCCACCCCUGGGGCCACACGCCACAGCAGCCUGGGGGACCAUAAGUCCCUGGAGGCCGAGGCUCUAGCAGAGGACAUAGAGAAGACCAUGACCACGGCCCUGCACGAGCUGCGGGAGCUGGAGAGGCAGAACACGGCCAAGCAGGCGCCGGACGUGGUGCUGGACACGCUGGAGCCCAUCAAGAACCCGGCGAGCUCGGAGCCGGCCAGCCCGCUGCACACCAUCAUGAUCCGCGACCCGGACGCCGCAAUGCGGCGCAGCAGCAGCUCCACAUCCGAGAUGAUGACCACCUUCAAGCCGGCGCUGUCGGCGCGGCUGGCGGGAGCCCAGCUGCGCCCCCCGCCCAUGCGGCCCGCCCGCCCCGCGCCCGUGCAGCACCGCUCCAGCAGCUCGUCCUCCUCCGGCGUGGGGAGUCCCGCCGUCACGCCCACCGAGAAGGUCUUCCCCAACAACUCCUCGUCCUCCGACAAGUCCGGCACCAUGUAGCCCCGCCCCUGCCCCGCGGCUGCGGUAUGAGCACACACACACACACACACACACCACACAC